Vigna umbellata (rice bean) is the source of this 2635-nucleotide messenger RNA. Lineage: Eukaryota; Viridiplantae; Streptophyta; Magnoliopsida; Fabales; Fabaceae. The record is from RefSeq and is a predicted model, not a curated record.
CUCUCGGCAUCUUUGCUCGUGUUAAAUGUUUUUGAAUUCCAGUGUUGGAAGACUAGAGAAGAAGCUCGUGGCUCCUCAACGUGAGGAUUUCAGUCAAUGUUUCACACAAACAUGUUUGAUUCUCACCCUCACAUGCUUGAUAUGUCACCCCACAAAACUGCUUUCUCUGAGACUGACCUGGGAAAGCCCAGAGAUGAUGAAUAUGAGACCAAGUCAGGCACUGACAUGGACGCUCCUUCCGGCGACGACCAAGAUCCCAACCCAAGACCCAGAAAGAAGGGUUACCGUCGCCACACACAGCGCCAGAUAGAAGAAAUGGAAGCCUUCUUCAAGCAGUGUCCUCACCCAGAUGACAAGCAAAGAAAAGAGCUAGGCCGGGAUUUGGGGUUAGAACCUUUGCAAGUCAAGUUUUGGUUCCAAAACAAGCGCACCCAGAUGAAGACUCAGCAUGAACGACAUGAAAAUUCUAUUCUGAAGGCCGAAAACGAAAAGCUUCGAGCUGAGAACAACAGGUACAAGGAGGCCCUAACCAAUGCUACAUGCCCCAACUGUGGAGGCCCAGCUGCCCUUGGCGAAAUGUCCUUCGACGAACAGCACUUGAGGAUUGAGAACGCUCGGUUAAGAGAAGAGAUCGAUAGGAUUUCAGGAAUUGCGGCCAAGUACGUUGGAAAGCCCGUGACGUCUUCGUACUCCAACCUUUCGUCACUCAACAACAAUCACAUGCCUGUCGGUAACUAUGGAGCACAGUCAGGCACGGUAGGAGAAAUGUACGGUGGAAGUGACCUUUUGAGGUCACUCCAAGCUCCAGCUGAUGCUGACAAGCCCAUGAUCGUGGAGCUCGCUGUUGCAGCUAUGGAGGAACUCACAAGACUAGCUCAGGCUGGAGACUCUUUAUGGGUCCCCGGGAGCCACCACUCUGAGAUUUUGAACGAAGAAGACUAUUUGAGGACUUUCCCUAAUAGGGGUUUAGGUCCCAAACCUCUGGCCUUGAGAUCUGAAGCUUCAAGGGAAUCUGUGGUGGUCAUCAUGAAUCACAUUAACCUGAUUGAUAUCCUUAUGGAUGUGAACCAAUGGUCAACUAUGUUUUGCGGUAUUGUCUCAAGAGCAUUGACCCUUGAAGUCCUUUCAACUGGAGUAGCAGGAAACUACAAUGGAGCCUUGCAAGUGAUGUCAGCCGAGUUCCAAGUCCCUUCACCGCUUGUUCCUACUCGUGAGAACUAUUUCGUAAGGUACUGUAAGCAGCAACCAGAUGGGAUAUGGGCAGUGGUGGAUGUUUCUUUGGAUAAUCUGCGACCCAGUACGAUCUCAAGAAGCCGAAGAAGACCCUCUGGAUGUUUAAUUCAAGAAUUGCCAAAUGGUUACUCCAAGGUUACAUGGAUCGAACAUGUAGAAGUGGAUGAUAGGGCGGUGCAUAGCAUAUAUAAAACCCUAGUCAAUUCCGGUCUCGCCUUUGGAGCUAAACGCUGGGUGGCUACAUUAGACAGACAAUGCGAACGUCUUGCCAGUUCAAUGGCCAACAACAUACCAGCAGGGAAUCUCUGUGUGAUAACCAGUGCUGAGGGAAGAAAAAGUAUGCUGAAACUGGCAGAGAGAAUGGUUAUUAGCUAAUGCACUGGUGUAGGUGCUUCUACUGCACAUGCUUGGACAACUCUAUCCGCAACUGGAUGUGAUGACGUAAGGGUCAUGACUAGAAAGAGCACUGAUGAACCUGGCAGACCACCCGGCAUAGUGCUCAGUGCUGCCACUUCUUUCUGGCUCCCAGUUCCUCCAAAGAAGGUUUUUGAUUUCCUACGCGAUGAAAACUCAAGAAACGAGUGGGACAUUCUUUCUAAUGGGGGUCUAGUUCAAGAAUUGGCACACAUAGCAAAUGGCCGUGAUCCUGGCAACUGUGUCUCCCUACUUCGAGUCAAUAGUGCAAAUUCAAGCCAAAGUAAUAUGCUGAUACUUCAAGAGAGUUGCACUGAUUCUACUGGCUCGUAUGUAGUUUAUGCUCCUGUGGAUAUUGUAGCUAUGAAUGUAGUAAUGGGUGGAGGGGAUCCAGAUUAUGUUGCCCUGCUUCCCUCAGGCUUUGCUAUUCUUCCUGAUGGGCCUGGAAUGAAUGGUGGGUCAAUAGUUGAUGUUGGAUCAGGAGGUUCUCUACUCACAGUUGCCUUCCAGAUCUUGGUUGAUUCAGCUCCAACAGCAAAACUAUCUUUGGGUUCAGUUGCUACUGUUAACAGUCUAAUUAAGUGCACGGUUGAAAGGAUCAAGGUCGCAGUGAUACGUGACAACACCUAAUUUCACAUGUGUUAUAACAAGGGUAGUAGAGUUGAAAUUAACAAGCUCAGAGUGGUGCCUGUUUGGUUUUCAGAAGAGGGAAAGAAGUCAAUGAACGCACCUCGGAGAAUCACUUCAAUGGUAGAACUUGGAAGAAUCUUAGGUUCGGGUAUUGACUUUCACUGAUGAAAACUAAAAUAGUUCCAUCCAGCUUUUAAUAUUUUAACUUAGAAUAACUGCAGAUUUUCAUGUUCGCUAUUUAUUUUUAGUGCAGUAUUUGUAGGCCUAAGCAAACUUUUCUCAAGUGGGUUAUGUUCACUUUUUCUAUUGUAUUGUAAACUAAAGCAAAUUUUCGUCUAUUUAUCAAGUGUUCUUUUAA